Molecule: messenger RNA, 6196 nt
Organism: Podarcis raffonei (Aeolian wall lizard)
Lineage: Eukaryota; Metazoa; Chordata; Lepidosauria; Squamata; Lacertidae
Gene: NR2F6
Product: nuclear receptor subfamily 2 group F member 6
Exons: 4
Coding region: 1000-2187 (395 amino acids)
Biological process (GO): cell differentiation; anatomical structure development; negative regulation of transcription by RNA polymerase II
Molecular function (GO): nuclear receptor activity; RNA polymerase II cis-regulatory region sequence-specific DNA binding; zinc ion binding
Source: RefSeq, a predicted model, not a curated record
GGGGAGGGCCGGCGAGGGAGGAGCGAGCCAGCAGCCAGGCACGGAGCGAGCGAGCGCCGCCGCGCCAGCCGCUCCAAGUCCUUCCUUGCCGGGGCCUGAACUUUGCGCGCCGCCGCGAUGCGCUAAGGCAUUUUUGCGCACGGCGGGCGCCCCCUUGGCAGCCUCCCCGGCCACAGAUCGGCGCCCCACGGCUCUUCGCAGGAGACCAGCCCCCCACCUGGAGCUCCCGAGAAGCCCCCGCACCGCUUCACGUCGCGCCCGCCCGCCAUGGCCGCCGGGGAGCCCCGGAGCGCCCCCAACCCUCUCCGGAGCGCGCCAGGCAGGGCCCCCCAACCCUCUCCGCACGGGCGACCCUCCUGAAAUCCCGCCCCGGAAAAAACUUGCCUGGCUUUUUUCUCCCCCCCCCCUUUCCUCUUUCCUGUUCUGGGGGAGUUUCUUUCCAGGAUCCCCUUUUUAACAAAACCUUUCCAAAACUUGGAUACCCCCAACCCCUCUCCAACACUUUCCCCCCUCGAUCUGCAAAACAACUUUGGGGAGGGUGUCUUUUUUCAGGGUCCCAGUUCUCCCUCUCCUAAGACUCUCCCCAAACGCGACCCCCUUCUUGCCCCCCCCCCCCGAUUUUAAGGAAUAUUAUUUACCAGCCCGAAGUGACCUGGAUUUAACUUUUUUAUCUUUUUGCGCUUUCCACCUUGAGCCCCCUAACGUGGGCGCCAGGUAGCUGACCCCUGGCUCCCUCCUCCCACGAAAUUGCCCUCCCUGAAAUUCCGCUUUGGGGGGGGGAAGCCAAGGCUUAAUAACAACGAUAAUCAUCAUAAUACUGUUGGCGAUCUAUUAAGGAGACAUUUUUGUGCCUGACUUCGCCGCCGCUGCCGUCUGGAAGGAGAGAGCGCCCCCAACCCGCGGCUGGCGGCCGGAGCCGUGCUUGGCCCCCACCCCGACCCCUCCGGCCCCCCACCACGGACACCCCCGCCGCACCCCUCUCCCCCCCUCCGGGGCGCUAUGGCCAUGGUGACCGGGGAAUGGGGCGACCCUAACGGAGGCGAGGCCAACGGCUUGGAGAAGGGCUACCCCCGGCACUCGGAGGACGACUCGGCCUCCCCCCAGGGGGGCACCAGCGACCAGGAGCCCCUCGACGACGACAAGCCGGGCAUCCAGGUGGACUGCGUGGUGUGCGGGGACAAAUCCAGCGGGAAGCACUACGGGGUCUUCACCUGCGAAGGCUGCAAGAGUUUCUUCAAGCGCAGCAUACGCAGGAACCUCAGCUACACUUGCAGGUCGAACCGCGACUGCCAGAUCGACCAGCACCACCGCAAUCAAUGCCAGUAUUGCCGUCUGAAAAAGUGUUUCCGCGUCGGGAUGAGGAAAGAAGGUACUCUCUGGGGUGUGUCCGUCCAGAGGGGCCGGAUCCCUCCCACCCACUCCAGCGCCAGCCCCAACGCCCUGCCCAGCGGCGAAUACUACAAUGGGCAGCCUGUCUCGGAGCUGAUUUCGCAGCUCCUCCGCGCUGAGCCCUACCCCACUGCGCGCUUCAGCUCCCAGUACGCCCAGCAAGGCAGUGUGAUGGGCAUCGAUAACAUCUGCGAGUUGGCGGCGCGGCUCCUCUUCAGCACGGUGGAGUGGGCGCGAAACAUCCCCUUCUUCCCCGACCUGCCCGUCUCGGACCAGGUGGCACUGCUGAGGCUCAGCUGGAGCGAGCUCUUCGUCCUCAACGCCGCGCAGUCUGCUCUGCCGCUGCACAUGGCGCCGCUGCUGGCUGCCGCUGGUUUCCACGCGGCUCCCAUGUCGGCCGACCGCGUGGUCUCCUUCAUGGACCAGAUCCGCAUCUUCCAGGACCAGGUGGAGAAGCUCAACCGGCUGCAGGUGGACCUGGCGGAGUACAGCUGCCUCAAAGCCAUCGCCCUCUUCACCCCAGACGCCUGCGGCCUCUCGGACCCCGCGCACGUGGAGAGCCUGCAGGAGAAGGCGCAGGUGGCGCUGACGGAGUACGUCCGCUCGCAGUACCCCUCGCAGCCCCAGCGCUUCGGCAGACUCUUGCUGCGCCUCCCUGCGCUGCGGGCCGUCCCCGCCUCCCUCAUCUCGCAGCUCUUCUUCAUGAGACUGGUGGGCAAGACCCCCAUUGAGACGCUUAUCAGGGACAUGCUCCUCUCGGGAAGCACCUUCAACUGGCCCUACGGGACGGGGCAGUGAGGAGACGACGAGCGCGCGGAGUUGCUGGGACCUGCCUUCCCGCCACACAUCUGCCCUGUCCGUUCCUGCGGCCGCCGCACCGACAGCCUGGAUGUCCCCCGGCACCACCCGAUUCCCCCGGAUCGAGGCGGCGAACUCUGUGCAAUUUUUUUUCCGUUUCGGGGGGUGGGGUGGGGGGCCACCCUCCCUGCUGUGACUGCCUCUACCCCCCACCACCCCAGUGCCAAGAGAGGGGCAGGGCGGGCGUCCGUUGGGAAGGUCUCCUUUUCCGUUCUGGGCGCGGGAAAUGUAGCGUCCUUGGUUUCGUUUUCCUGGUUUCGUUUCGUUUAUCCACUCCGGCUUCUAGCAGACGGACAGUUCCCCCGGAGGUUUUGCUGGGGGGCAAAACUUCCUUGAUUCUUGGGCCUCAAGAGAGAGGGGAGACUGACCGCUCUCCCAACCUCCCCUCUCACCCCCAUUUCUCUCGAUCCGCCUUCUGCCGCCUGAUGCCCCUCCCCAGAUGUUAUGGGACACCCCCCCCCAGCCAGUGUGGCCAAGGGGUCUGGGGUGACGGGGAGCCCCAAAGCAGCCGUGAACCGUGAUUGAGGUGGAUUGGGUCCCCAGUGCGAAUUUGCAAGCCGUUUCGCCUGGAAGCAAGCCAGAUUCCCGCUUACUUCGAAGCGGGGAGGUAUUUUGAGAGAGAAAACUUUUUGUUGCAAUGGGGCGAGGUGUGUGGGGGCGCGUUAGUUUGGGGUGCACCUAACGUGCAAACUUCCCAGAUGUCUGGGUGCAACCCUGUGUGGAACAAAGGCAGAUAGGAGAAUUUUCUUUCCCGCAAGCAGAGAGCGCCCCUAGGCGCGUGCAGAAAGCCCCCAGGUCCAGCCUCAGGCAAGUUCAGCUUAAAGGACCUUUUUGGGGGGGUUCAGAAGACCCAGGAAGUUGCUCCCCCAGGUUACGCGGACUCAGUAUAAUUUCCUGUGCUCCUAUUUGGAUCUGCCUGCAGUUCAGACUCAUGUGGACCAGAGUCUUGAUUCACUGCCAGUAACACUAGGACUAGAAUCUUGCAUUACUGUCCGGGUACUGCCAGUCUUCCAGGGUGGGGGCACAGCUCAGUGAUGGAGCACCCCCUCUGCACCCUGAAUAAUAAUAAUUUAUUAUACGCUGCCCAUCUGGCCGGGCCUCCCCAGCCGCUCUGGGCGGCUUCCAACAGGAUAUUAAAAACAGAAUAAAACAUCAAACAUUAAAAACUUCCCUAAACAGGGUUACCCUCAGAUGUCUUCUAAAAGUCACGUAGCUGUUGUUGACAUCUGACAUCCACAGAGCGGGCGCCACCACCAAGAAGGCCCUUUGCCUGGUUCCCUGUAACCUCACUUCUCUCAAUGAGGGAACUGCCAGAAGGCCCUCGGCGCUGGACCUCAGUGUCCGGGCUGAACAAUGGGGGUGGAGACGCUCCUUCAGGUAUACAGGACCGAGGCUGUUUAGGGCUUUCAAGGUCAGCACCAACACUUUGAAUUGCGCUCGGAAACGUCCUGGGAGCCAAAGUAGGUCUUUCAGGACCGGUGUUAUGUGGUCCCAGCGGCCGCUCCCAGUCACCAGUCUAGCUGCCGCAUUCUGGAUUAGUUGUAGUUUCCGGGUCACCUUCAAAGGUAGCCCCACGCAGAGUGCGCUGCAGUAGUCCAAGCGGGAGAUAACUAGAGCAUGCACCACUCUGGCGAGACAGUCCGCAGGCAGGGAGGGUCUCAUCCUGUGUACCAGAUGGAGCUGGUAAACAGCUGUCCUGGACACAGAAUUGACCUGUGCCUCCAUGGACAGCUGUGAGUCCAAAAUGACUCCCAGGCUGCGCACCUGGUCCUUCAGGGGCACAGUUACCCCAUUCAGGACCAGGGAGUCCUCCACACCAGCCCACCCCCUGUCCCCCCAAAACAGUACUUCUGCCUUGUCAGGAUCCAACCUCAAUCUGUUAGCCGCCAUCCAUCCUCCAACCGCCUCCAGGCACUCACACAGUGUCUAGCUCCUCCAGGUCAAACGACCCCUUGCCCCCAAACCCUGGGGAGAAGCUGCCAGCCAGUGUAAGGGAACAUAGAGCUGGGUGUGGCUCAGAGAAAGACACCUCCAGUUGCUCCUGCUUUUACAGAUCGGCUCUUGAUUUAGACUCCAUGAGGACUAGAAUUUUACAUUAGGGGCAAGGACCAAAACUCAGAAAGACCCAGGGGUCUCAAACGGGGGGUGUGCUGUGAGCUGUCUCUUCUCAGGGGCUCCCGGUCAGUGCGUAAAACACCAGGCUGGAUAAACAAGCUGCUUGGACAACACUUGGACAAGAACCCCACAGAGGUGGACUUGGUCGCUGGCAGGUUUCCGUCCACCACAAACACGAGCCACAUUUCGACAUGCUCAGCACCGCUGCCCGCUUACUUGUGAUGGAACCUGCCUGCCCCACUUCCUCCGCCACAGUGGGGGAAAUCCGCCUUGGCUGGGGGGCCCUCCAUGUUUGUUGAAGAUGCUAUGCAAAAAUAGUUUUGAGCUGCAUGCAAUUUGAAAUAUACUGACGACUUUGGAAAAACAGCAAUCUUACUCUUUUUGCAACGGGAUUCCGGCUUCCUUUGCUGGUCGGAUCAGUUUCGACUGAGACACUAAAAAACGAAAACAACCCCCCCGCUGCUAUUUUUCUCAUGGAUCAUUCUUUUUCCUCCAGCCUGCAGACCUGCUCUAAGGAUCUCCGCUUGGCUUGGGUGUCCUCUCAGUGGCGCCAGUAUGAAUUGCCCUCAAACCCAUUUUCCGGAUGGGGAAAACUGAGGCCAGAGGACUAUUUCCCCCUGCAUUCUACAAGUCCAUGGGAGUGAUGUGCCUCUAACUCAGGUCUCCCAGAUCCAAAGUACCGGUUGUAAUCUAUGCAAUCUAUCCCCAAAUUCUGCAUCAAGGAAAUUCAGAUUCUGCGCUUGGAAUAAAAUUAUGUUUUUGUUUUUUUUUAAAAAAAUGGUGAAAAUCGGAUGUGCUUUUUUUUAAAAAAAUCCCAGUUGUAUGAUGUGAGGUUUCUGAAGAACGUCCUGGGUGGGGAAGGACACAGGUGAGGUGUAAAGAAAUUUGCUUUUUUCAUAGAAUUGUAGGGUUGGCAGGGAACCAAAGGGCAAUCUAGUCCAACCCCCUGCAAUGCAAGAAUUGCAGCUAACCUGAGCAGACCUAGGCCCUUCCAGGCUGGGUGUAUUGAAUCUGUCACCUGACCCACACUGGCCAAUCCCGCGCCCCUGAGCAUCGGAGGUAGACUGCGCUUCAAACUGGAGGCUCCAUUGAACUACCAUGGCUUAGAGCUGCUGCUAUAUUGCCCCUCUUAUUCUUCAAACCCCCCUUGAAAGCAAAGAACUUAAGAGGAAGUUUUGCCAGGGGCUCCAUGCAGAAAUUGCCUGGUCCAGUCUCUGAAGAGGGUGGGCAGAUUGCUGCUGCCUGCCUGUGUUCAGUUGUGAACCAGCCCUUAGCCCAGAACCAUGAGGUCUAUAAACUUAAUGGUCUCUUUUGAGAAAAAGGUCAGAGCAUGGUCUCUCUAUAGCAAGAAGUUUCCAGGUUCCUCCUUCCUCAGUUCCAUUAAAUCCCAGGUUUAUUCUCUGUCUGAAACUCACAGGCAGUAAUGACCUGAGUGGACCCAAUUUAAAACUAAAAACUAUGCACUUUGAGGUCUCUCUGAUUUCCGUGGGAGUUUGGGUACCGCUCUUAAUUAAAAGCCAUAGAGAGAGAAAUGUCCCCCCAAAGUUUCGAUUCAGUGGGGCCAUGUCCGGCAUCUGUGGCUAGUGGUCCCGAGUUCAAGGUCUCUUGGAUGCAAAUCCUAAUCAAUAAUUCUCCUUCCCCCCCGUUCGUGGAAGCCGGAUUUGGGUGUCCGGAUGGAUGGAGAGGGUGACUUGUGCCAACCAAAAUGUCGAAAAGGGGGGAAGGAACGGCUGGCGGGUUUGAUUCUGUUGCAGACGCCUCCUUUUCUGAUUUGAUGCACAGCCAAUGAAACAAUAAAUAUUGUUUUUCUUAGGGGAAAAAAAAGAAGGCAGUG